UGGUGUGUGUUUAUAUAUAUUAUAUAUAAUAUAUAUUUAUAAAGUUUAUUCUAGAUGACAUACAGAACAUUCACACUGUGCAUCUAUGAGCAGCACUUGGUUCAGGAUCUUGCUCAAGGGCACUUCGGCAUCCAGGUGGGGAGACUGGGAUCGGACCUCUGACCUUCUGGUUGGAGGUUCCGCUCUGCCCCCUCAGCCACAGCCGCCCGAACAUGGGACAAAACACAAAACUACAGAAUCACCACAGACCCCAAAUAACGAUGGACGACAGGACGGCUCUGAAAACUGAAGCCAAAGUGUCUUGAUCGCCCCCUGGUGGCUGGACCCCAGUGUUCGUCCAACUAGUUUUCUGAGCUUCAGUUUGGUAACGAUGUUGAAGGAUGGAUCUUUCAUCUUUACUUCAUGACCUUCAUCUCCUCUCCUCAGAGAAGCCCCUCCCCCCCUCUCCUCUCCCUUCAAUCACAGAGCUCCUGGCUCGGCUGACGGAGAAGCUGAUAGGUGCGUCCUCGGACUCUGACACAAGCUCCCUGAUUGGUUGUGUGGAGCGACUCUUUCAAACAGCAGAUCCUGAUUGGCUGUUCUCCCUGACCUCAGUCAAUGAGGAGGGUGAGGAGGAGGAGCUUCAGUCUGCGUACAGGUCUCUGAUCAGCGCUCUGAUUGGCUGUGCCGAUCUGCCGCUCUGUGAGGAUGACAGCGCUCCAGCACCGGCAGCCUAUCAGAGCAUCCCGAGCCGAGCCAUCCAAGUUUGCUCGGUGCUCCGAGCACUGCUGGGAGCUGUGGGAAACUGGGAGGGGACUGGCCUGCUGCUACGUGUGGCGCCCCCUGUGUGUGUGUUUGCUGUGACACAUUUCCAGGAUCAGGUGUGGACCAACCCCCCCUCCAGGGCAGCUGCACAGAGCCUGCAGGAGGCGCUGCUGAGGGCAGGUGGCUGGAGAGACUCCGCCCACCUCCUGGUGGGAGACGGCAGACAAAGGGAGGGGGGGGAGGAAGGAGGAAUUCUAAGAGGAGUCCUGGACGUCCUGCAGCCGCAACUCACAAAGGACUCCUGGCAGCAGUGUGUAGCGGUGAAGCUGGUGUUCUCCUGGACUCUCCUGCAGCUCGCUCGCCCCUCUCUCUCCCUCCACCUGCCUCGCCUCCUCCCCCCACCCCUCCUCUUCAACGACCACUACAGACCAGAGAACUGCAUGCUGGGAGUACGCUGUCUGCACCACAUCAUACUCAACACGCCUGCUGCUGAUCUGCGUCAGUUCAACAGAGCAGACGUCAUCUAUCAAGCUUUGUUCAAACACUUGUUCACAACAGAGACGACUGUUAUACAGCUCGCCCUGUCCUGUCUCUUGGACCUGUUGUUGGUUUUGGAGAAGCCCCCCUCUUCGCUCGACCCCUCCCUCAGCCGCAGGAAGCCGUGUCUCCAUGAUGACGUCCUGCGCCUGGUCCUCGUCCACAUGGAGGCGGAGAACAAUGUGGCGCUGAGACGCGUCUACGCCUCCGUCCUCCCUUUGUUAGUGGACAGGAUGGGGGUGGCAGUGUGCAGACACCUGCUGCGAGUGGAGCGGGUGGUGCUGGGAUACCUGGAGGUCAGGGAUCCACCCGAGGAGACCAGCAGACUGAAGGUUCUGAAGGUUCUACAGAGAAUAACCAGAGCAGCCUGGCCCAGGAUGCAGCGUCCCAGGCUCCACGUGUUGCUGCGUCAGUUGCUGCAGCUGCUGGUGGACGUCUCUUCAGACUCUCAGCUCGACGUCUCGGUCCGAGAGACGCUGAUGAGAGAAGCGACGCUGUGCGUCCAACUGCUGCACGCCUGCUCCCCAGGGGACGUCCAGACUGUCCUCCUGCAAGUGGACAGCAGCUGUUGCAGUCCUGAAGUGCUUGGUUGCCUAGUGAGAGGUGAUGAGGAUGCAGUUGGGGAUGUCUCCUGAUGGACAGAUCAGGACGAGGACACAUGAUUGGACGAUCAGCUGUCUACAGAUGAUGGUUUUUGAGUUUGUGGUGUCACAUAUGUGAUGUCAUCAAACCAACAGGAUGUUCAUUGGUCUGACAUCACUUCCUGUGCUAAGUCCAUGCUAACAUGAUGUUAACACAAUAAGUACAUAGGUAUGACAGACGCACACAUGUUCGUCCCUGCGUCCGUCCCAUUCUUAUGAACACAGUAUUGUACGAACACUUUGAGGACACUUCUUCAAAUUUAGCGCAAAUGUUGAUGUGGAUUUCCGAGGUCAAAGGUCAGACCUGCACUGGAGGACGAGUGGCUCAUGAAGGACGUGUGAAGUAAAUAAAGACUCUUCAGUGAAUCCUCUA
Platichthys flesus (European flounder) is the source of this 2295-nucleotide messenger RNA. It is a transcript of the gene tti2, whose product is annotated as TELO2 interacting protein 2. NCBI's taxonomy places the organism in Eukaryota, Metazoa, Chordata, Actinopteri, Pleuronectiformes, Pleuronectidae. Bases 381 to 1916 code for a protein of 511 amino acids. The transcript has 10 exons. The record is from RefSeq and is a predicted model, not a curated record. Gene Ontology annotation, cellular component: centrosome; nucleoplasm; cytosol.